AUGACGCAGCACGCUGAAAAGUCCUUGAGCGUCGACGUGCCCAACUUCACGCUCUACUUUGGGUCCGGCUCGGCCGUCAACCCGGACCGCGUCUUCCUGCGGCUCGAGCUCGUGCCGCGCGUGGACACGGACACGGACGCGGCGUACGCGGAGAGGUACUACGCCCCCUUCAACGACCGCUUCUUCGCCAUGGCCGCCGACCCAGCCUUUGAAGCAUACGUCUCCGACUCGGCGUACGCGCGCGGCGCGCAGGCGCCGUCGGGGCUGCGCUACUUUUUCGACGGCACGGAGGCAAACAUGGAGGCGGCGGCCUCCGCCGUGCGCGAGCUGGCGGCGCAGUGGUCCGGCUUUGUCGACGCGGCGGACGAGGUCCCGCCGCCGAGGGCCGCGGAGAUUGCGCGGCGGGACGCGGUGAUCCGGCGGGUCGCCGCGGACUCGUCGCCCGACAAUGCGAACCGCGCGCGCGUCUUUGGGGCGGAAGCGUUCGCGCGCACCAAGAACCUGCUCUGCGGCGAGCUGCCCUGA
This is a messenger RNA of Emiliania huxleyi CCMP1516, 525 nucleotides long. RefSeq lists its product as hypothetical. Bases 1 to 525 code for a protein of 174 amino acids. Lineage: Eukaryota; Haptophyta; Isochrysidales; Noelaerhabdaceae. The transcript has 2 exons. The record is from RefSeq and is a predicted model, not a curated record.